Molecule: messenger RNA, 4759 nt
Organism: Thamnophis sirtalis
Lineage: Eukaryota; Metazoa; Chordata; Lepidosauria; Squamata; Natricidae
Gene: GFRA1
Product: GDNF family receptor alpha 1
Biological process (GO): nervous system development
Cellular component (GO): external side of plasma membrane; signaling receptor complex
Molecular function (GO): signaling receptor activity
Source: RefSeq, a predicted model, not a curated record
UCCUUGGCUCUCGCUUUUAUUGAGAAAUCGACCCUUCUGUUUUCCGGGAUCCUGGGAUGUAAGCUCCUCCAUGUGAGAAAAUCUUCGCCUUUCGCCUCGCCUCCCCCUCCUUUUGCAGAGCAGCUGCUCUUGCUUUUGCUCCCGGUGGACGUAAGAGAGAGAGAGAGAGAGAGAGGAGAGGGUGGGGAUUUCUUUCUUUCUUUUUCUCUCUCCCCCUCUCCCUUGUAAAUUCAAUGGAUAUGAACUUGCUGGCUUUGGAACCUUGCUGGUUUGGAAUAUCUUAGGUGGCGAGAUCGCCUUCUGGAGCGACGGAAGCAAGUUCGUUGGGAGAGAAGGAUUUGUCGAGGACCACGAUGCCUCUGGCUACCUUCUACUUCGUGUUGCCCUUAAUGGAAGUGCUCUUCUCGGCUGAAGUGAGUGGGCUGCUUGGAGGAGACCAUCUGGAUUGUGUGAAAGCCAGCGACCAGUGUCUCAGGGAGCAGAGCUGCAGCACUAAAUACAGGACACUGAGGCAGUGUGUAGCUGGCAAAGAGAGCAACUUCAGCCGGGCAGCAGGCCUGGAGGCAAAGGACGAGUGCAAAAGCGCCAUGGAGGCUCUCAAGCAGAAAUCCCUCUAUAAUUGCCGCUGCAAAAGAGGCAUGAAAAAGGAGAAAAACUGUCUGCGUAUUUACUGGAGCAUGUACCAAAGCUUACAGGGAAAUGAUUUGCUUGAAGAAUCACCUUACGAACCAGUGAACAGCAGGUUAACAGACAUAUUCAGGCUAGCACCAAUUGUAUCAGCGGAGCCUGUCAUUUCAAAAGGGAACAACUGUCUGGAUGCUGCAAAAGCCUGUAACCUGAAUGAUAUCUGCAAGAAAUAUCGAUCGGCGUACAUAACACCCUGUACCUACAGUGUGUCUAAUGAAAUCUGCAACAAGCGGAAGUGUCACAAGGCCCUAAGGCAGUUUUUUGACAAAGUUCCCCCCAAGCAUAGUUAUGGAAUGCUCUUCUGUUCCUGCCGAGAUAUUGCAUGUACAGAAAGAAGACGACAGACUAUUGUCCCUGCGUGUUCUUAUGAGGACAGGGAGAAACCAAACUGCCUGAAUUUGCAAGAGACUUGCAAGACGAAUUACAUCUGCAGAUCUCGUCUUGCAGACUUUUUCACAAACUGCCAGCCUGAGUCACGGUCUGUUAGUAACUGCCUGAAAGAAAACUAUGCUGACUGUCUCCUUGCUUACUCAGGGCUUAUUGGCACAGUUAUGACACCAAAUUAUUUAAAUUAUAAUAAUCUCAGCGUUGCACCUUGGUGUGAUUGCGGCAGCAGUGGCAAUGACAUAGAAGAAUGUCUGAAAUUUCUGAAUUUCUUCCAGGAUAAUUCAUGCCUUAAAAGUGCAAUUCAGGCUUUUGGCAAUGGUACAGAUGUGAAUGUGUGGCAACCGUUCCUACCUGGCCAAACCACCACAGCUUUAACUACAACAGCAUACAGAUCAAAGGCCUAUGACUCUGAGAAUGCUAACAAUGAAAUACCCACUAAUAAUGAUUUGCCAGCCUGUGCCAACAUCAAGGGACCAAAGCAGAGUUUCAAUGAAUCUAUAAUAACAGAGCCCUGUGUGACUGGGAAUGCAAUUGGGAAGGAAAGUGUGGCAGGAGGCUCCACCAGUCACAUAUCUUCUGAUCAUUCGUCUUCUCUUCGUGUAAGCGUCAGGUCAAGCACACUUCUUUUGCUGUUGGUGAUUGCACUCCCAUUCUGUUGGUGCCCACGUUCAGAAGAAACCUUGUAUCUGCUUUAACAAAAGGACCCAUAAAAAGAAAGGAAAGGAAAAGAAAAAGAAAUUGAUCUGUCUAUCCUCUAUCCUCUUCUGUUGUUGACCGAAAAUUACAGUUCUAGGAAUUCAGUUGAAAUGCUCUGCUAAAAAAUAGGACUGGAUCAAUGUUGUUGUCAUUAUCAUCAUAUUAUAUCGUUACUAUUAUUUUAUAUUUUCAAGGAAAGGUUCUUAGAAGCUUUGCAUACACUAGACACGACACCCACAUUCCAAACGGAGUAGGGCUUUGAACAGGCAAUGUUUGAAAAGAGACGAAUAAUUUGCAUGUGUAAACCAUUCAAGGUUUAUUCUUUUCUCUCUUCCUCAUCCCCCCCCACUUGUUUUAACCUGGACCAAGAAGAAAUAAAUCAGACUCUUAAAGUUCUAAUUUUUUUGUAUUUGUCACCCAGAUAUUUUUCCUUUGCCAAAUCCAUUAAAAUGGAUGGGAUCUACUACACACCAUCAUAUGGUGAUUGUAGGUUUCAGUUAUUUCAAGGUUACUCAGAUAGAAUCUGGGGACAAACCGUGGUUUCUAACAACUUGGAACCAUUGCCAGAAUGGUUAAUAAUGUAAUGGUAUGUUUAUCCCUGAUACAUUGGGACCCAGUUUAGAAAUGUUUGAAAUUGUAUGUAUUGAAAUCCUAGACCUUGGAUGGACUGCAUUACAAGAUUUUUUUCAUUGUUCCCUUUGUAGAUAAGAGGCAAUAGAGCAGGCAAAGAACACCCUGCAUAAAUUGCUUCUUGGCAGAUUUGGGUCUUUUAAAUUGAAAAACAGUAAGUUAAACAUAUUUUGAGGUGAUUGUGGAUCAGGCUUUUGACAUGCUAUAAACGUCUUCCUGAAAGGUUUUUUUUUUUUAAUUUAACUUAUUCAUGUUUGGCUACCAGUAUUUUGCUGUUUUAGCAUUCUCUUCUAUGUUUGUAUAUGUAUGUAGUUUUGCAGUCUAAAAUGAGAAGCCAUUGUAAAUCAUAGCACUAUAAUACACAUAUUUUCUUCAAAACUUCUGCAGAAAUAUAAAAUAAUAUUAAACUUUCUAAUGCUAUUUUUAUUUUUGUGGUUAUGCUAAUUCAGCCUUAAGAAAGGUACUUAAAACUACAUUAAGAAGAAGCAACUGUUGUGAAUAUUACAGUAGUGCAAAAUUUGUUUAUCUUUCUGAGGAUAUAUUUUUUUAAAAAAUAGAAACUUGCUUUUGUUAAAGAAUUUCAACUUUAACAUUGUUGACCUUUCUGUAAUUAUAAAAUUUAAUUAUUUAACUGGUGAAUGAGUAAAAAGUAUUGAAUUUUUAUUAUUUAAAAAAACCACCAUAUCUAUUAAUAUUUACUUAGAUAAAUAUAAGUAUAAUUUUUUGCUUUUAAUUUCUUGACUCAAUACAGAAAUCCAUAAGCACAGGCAGAAGGCUGUAACAUGUUUCCAUAUUUUCAGAGAUGCAUCCAAUAAAGAUGUGAACACAUAGCAUUCAAUAGAUCAUAAUAGUUUCCUAUAUAUGAAAUUUUCUAUCCACUUAUUUUUGAACAUGCAAAUAUAUCAGCUUUGGUAAGCAUUUAAUCUUCUGGACAGGGGUACUUGCCCAAAAAAUUACCUUGCACCGGAACCAGUACAACAAUUGAAUCCGAUUGUUGCUAAACCAAUUUUAAGAAUUGAUAAAUGUUGUCUAAAAUCCCAAUAAUACUGAUCCAGAUGUUCUCAACUUUCCAUGUGGGCAUUAUACACAUGCGUACACAAACAUACAUUCUCCAUAACCAAGUAUUAUUUAAUGUGAGAAAAUUAUUCCUGACUUGGUACAUUUUUAAAUGUACCAUUUUUCAAUUGAAAUGUACAUAUUGUGACCAUGGCAAGAUAUAACUUUAUGUAUGCCAUGUUCAUGUAUGUAUUGAAAAAUGGGCUUUGUGUGGUUCUUUCUGACAUUUGUUGAAGGCAUUCCAUAUUAUGUUAAAUCAUUUUCUCUUGUUUAACACAAUUGAGAUGUUAUAUUAUGUCAAUCUCUUAUAAUUUGAAACCAACAGACAGACAAGGAUAGAAUAGACAUCCUUCCAUUAUCUUACACAAUGAAUGGCAGUAAAAUCUGAUGCUACAGAUGCAAAAAUACAGCCAGGAUUAUCAAUGGUUUGCAUCUAAAUGAUGUAAUUUGAAUUGUACAGUGCUGUGCAGUUGCAACCAAGUCUACAGUUAUCUUUUUUCUUUUCAAUUUAAAUUGGUGAGGAAUGGGAAGUACGAUCAAAAUCUUCAGUGUUUACUUUAAAGGGUUCUAUUUGAAAUAGCAGUUUUGAUCCAAUUAUUUUGAGCUUCAGUCUUAUCCCUGGUUGAUCUGUCAAAGAUAAAAGGGAUUUUAUUCGAAUUCUAAAAUAAAGUACUCAAACUUCGGGUAUCAAAUAGGAACAACUUGUUUUAAUAAACUUUGAUGGCUUGGCAGCUUCUGAGUGAAAAAGUAGUGGCUAUUGAGCAGUAAUGCUUAGCUCUUUAUUUAAUGAAGACUGGCAGAAGUCUAUUUAAGAAAAAAUCCAUUAUUAAAAUUUAAUUCCAAAGAAUUAUAGAAUGUAAAGAUUGGAAGGGAUUUCUAAACCCAACUCCUAUCUAAUACAGGAAACACUACUGUACCAUUAUUACAGCCUGUCUUUAAAUAUCUUCAGCAAAACCUCUCAAAAUAGUCUGUUCUAUUCUUGAAGAGUACAUACCAUUGGGAAAUGUUUCCUGAUGUCCAACUAAAAUCUAGUUCCUUGUACUUUAAGUCCAUUGUUCUGAUUUAUGAAAAGUUGCGCCCUGCCCUGUUUUCUACUCAAAAAGCCUUAAUAUAUAUGAAGGCAGCUAACAAUACUUUCUUUUACAAGUUAAAUAUUCCCAUUGCAUCCAAACUUUCUCAUAAGGUUUUUUUUCUUCACUAAGAUCUUGGUUGCUCUGCUUUGGAUAUGCAUCAGUUUAAUAUCCUAAAAUGUGGUGCCUGAAAUAGGAUGCUUAUAUAGUAUUGACAUUCCGGUUUUCUCCAG